UUCGAAAGUGAGCAUGAGCAUGAAGCUGUUGAUCGAUACUCAAGGCAAGCGAGUCUUGUUUGCAGAGGUAGGCAAGGACUGCGUGGAUUUCCUGUUCCACAUACUGUCGUUGCCGGUGGCCACCAUCAUCAGUCUGCCGAAUGCCCAAAAAUUGGUGGGAUCUCUGUCCAAUCUCUACCAGAGCUUAGAAACUCUCAACGACGCCUACAUACUGCCAGACAAGAAAAAGGACAUCUAUCUAAAACCGAUUCCGCCGGUCUCCAGCUUGGUUCCACUGCUGGCCCUUACUGAUGCUAAUCAGCUUCAGAAGAAAUUUUACAAAUGCAACAGCAGCAGCACCAGCUAUUGUUCCGGUAGUUAUAUGUCUGAUGACCCACGCGCCACUUGUCCUUCAUGCGGUUGGCUUCUUAGCAAGAGCAUGACCUAUGUUCCUCAUCCCGCUGUGAAAGUGAAGCCGGAAGAUGGCGGAUUGGUGAAGGGAGUGGUGACUUACAUGGUCAUGGACGAUUUGAUGAUCAUGCCUAUUUCUACUAUCUCCAGCAUUACUAUUCUUAAUAAGUUUAAUAUUAAGGAUCUCUCUACUUUGGAAGAGAAGGAUGUCACCUUGGGGAUGGAUCAGGCCUUGAAGCUGGUCAAGACUUCUAUGCAUAGCAAGAAGGUUCUGACAGAGGUCUUCUUUUAGUUCAAGAUAAAAGAAAUGCAGGAGAAUGGUAUCAGUGUAGCCUGUUUUGUUAUCUUUUGGUGUUUCCAGUUGAAUUACGUUUGUCGUCAAAACUCAUUUACAUAU
Molecule: messenger RNA, 787 nt
Organism: Salvia hispanica
Lineage: Eukaryota; Viridiplantae; Streptophyta; Magnoliopsida; Lamiales; Lamiaceae
Source: RefSeq, a predicted model, not a curated record